Messenger RNA from Vicia villosa (hairy vetch), 615 nucleotides. RefSeq lists its product as uncharacterized. The record is from RefSeq and is a predicted model, not a curated record. Gene Ontology annotation, molecular function: zinc ion binding; nucleic acid binding. The transcript has 3 exons. The coding region runs from base 1 to 615 and encodes 204 amino acids. Lineage: Eukaryota; Viridiplantae; Streptophyta; Magnoliopsida; Fabales; Fabaceae.
AUGGUUGUAGGAAGGAAUGGUGACAGUAAUGUUGAGGCAUUAACGAGGUGGACUGGUGCGAUUGGACAAGUGCCGCAAGAAAGUGCCGAUUAUGGAGGAAAGGAUGAGUUCAGUGCUUUGGGGGAUUUCCGAAGGUGCAAUCCGUCGAUCUUUGAAGGAGGUACUCACAUGUUGACUAAAGGAGUUGAGGAUUGGUGGAGUGAUACUGUGCAGAGAUUUAAAGAGGAAGGUAUUGAAAAAGAAGUGAAGUUUCUAAAGUUGAAACGAGAAAGAGGACAAUCCAGUGGGAAACCGUAUGAUGAAAAGAGGAAACAAACUGGUGUUGGCAAGAAGCUAAGUGGGGGAGGAACUUCUACUCCAAUUAAGUGCUUUAGAUUUGGUAUUGAGGGUCAUCGUACCGUUGAUUGUGGUAAGAAUUAUGUGACAUGUUUUAAGUGUAAAAAAAUUGGUCACAAAGCAAACAAGUGUAGAAUUGGUUCGAGUGCGACUUGUUACAAUUGUGGUGAGCGAGGUCACAUUAGUUCCAAAUAUGAUAAGCCAAAGAAAGAGCAAGCAGAAGGAAAAGCGUUUGCAUUGCCUGGUGUUGAGACCACUGCUAAGGAGAGGCUAAUCUGA